UGGCGACUUCAAGUGACGGGUUGUUUCCAUUGUAAACUAACUAUAUUAUUUUAGAUUUUUAGCUGUAAGAUCUGUGUUUACGUAAACAUGACGGGGAUUUUACCUAGCUACCAACGUUUUGUGAAUGGUGUACCAGUCCCGUCCAUAUCUCGGCGCUCGUUCCGCCUACGAGAAAAAUAUUUGAUUGUUUCUGUACUCCUGACAUUCGGAAUCGUGUGGUUGGGGGCACUAUUCUAUUUACCAGAGUUCAAAAGUUCCUCGAGUGUAAAUGACAGUGUUUACAAAGUGUACAAACAUAUCCAGAAAGCUGGACCUGAACUCCUUAUGCCCCCUCCUCUGGCUCAAAAUGACGUGGGAGAUCCAGGUAUUAUAAGACACGGGGGCGGAGAAGACCCUCACAUUAUUGGGGACAGGAAUAGACUACGAGCUAAAAUUGAAGAAGAUAUGGGUAUGAAGGUAUUGGAGAGACCUCAAUUUGAUGUGGUCCCUUCGGUUUCAUCUUCGAAAGGUCCACAAAAGAACCCAGUGGACGCAAUAGAAGAACCUGAUGCUGCUAACAAUGGUGGUUCUAAAAAUAUUUCACCAUCAGGGCCUAAGGCUGAUGCAUCUGAUAAGUAUGUGGCAGUUGCACUAGGACCCAAUGCGGAUGCUGAUCAGAUAUCUAAGCUGGAAACUAUAAAAGGGAUGAUGCGGCACGCGUGGAACAACUACAAGCUGUAUGCGUGGGGCAAGAACGAGCUGAAGCCCAUCUCCAAGAGACCUCAUCUGUCCAGCAUCUUCGGAGGUGGAGACAUGGGCGCCACUAUAGUGGACGGCCUCGACACGCUGUACAUCAUGGGCCUGAUGGAUGAGUUCCGCGAGGGGCGGGACUGGGUCGCCGAGAACUUGAAUAUCAACGAAAUCGACUCCGAGCUGUCAGUUUUCGAGACGACCAUUCGGUUCGUGGGUGGCCUCCUCUCAUGCUACGCGCUUACCGGAGACUCCGUGUUCAAAACCAAGGCGGCUCACGUAGCGGACGCGCUGCUACCCGCCUUCGAGACCCCCACCGGCCUGCCUUACGCGCUCAUCAACCCUUCCACCAAAGUCAGCAGGCAGUACCACUGGGCGGGGCCCAACAGCAUCCUCUCUGAAGUGGGCACCCUACACUUGGAGUUCACCUAUCUGAGUGACGUCACUGGGAAAGAAGUUUACAGACAGAAGGUGGACCGCAUCCGCGACGUGCUGCACAAGAUCGAGAAGCCCAACGACCUUUAUCCCAACUUCAUCAACCCUCGCACGGGGGCGUGGGGUCAAAAACACAUAUCAUUGGGCGCCCUAGGGGACUCCUUCUACGAGUACCUUCUGAAGGCGUGGUUAUUAUCCGGCAAGCGGGACAAUGAGGCGAGAAUCAUGUUCGACAUCGCCAUGGAGGCUGCCCUGGAUAAGAUGCUGAAGGUAUCUCCAGGGGGGCUAUCGUAUCUGGCCGAGUUGAAGUACGGCCGGGUCUUUGAGGAUAAGAUGGACCACCUUUCGUGCUUUUCAGGCGGCAUGUUCGCGCUGGCGUCCACGACACUGGAAAACACGCAGUCGGAGCGCUACAUGGACGUGGCCAAGAAACUGACGCACACUUGCCACGAAAGUUACGACAGAUCGGAGACCAAGCUAGGUCCUGAGGCCUUCAGAUUUACGGGCGCAGUAGAAGCUCGAGCGCAGAAGAGCAACGAGAAAGUAUACAUUUUGCGACCGGAGACCUUCGAGAGCUACUUCAUCAUGUGGCGACUGACCAAGGACCAGAAGUACCGCGACUGGGGCUGGGAGGCUGUGCAGGCGCUGGAGAAGCACUGCCGCGUGGAGGGCGGGUACUCGGGGCUGGUGAACGUGUACCACCAGCGGCCGCAGGGCGACGACGUGCAGCAGAGCUUCUUCCUCGCGGAGACGCUCAAGUACCUGUACCUGCUGUUCUCUGAGGACGAGCUGCUGCCGCUGGAGCAGUGGGUGUUCAACACGGAAGCGCACCCGCUCCCCAUCAAGAGCCACAACCCUCUCUACCGCCUCCACCAGCCCUCGCCCAUGGACAACCAGGUUUAAACUCAAACCAGACACACAGGGAUGACACGAAUUGCCGCUAGAGGGCGCUGCUGUAGAGUAAGGUACAUGUCUAAAGCGUUUGUGUUAAAUGUCAACCAACCAGGAUUUCGCUUGCCAGUAGCGCCAACUAGUGAGUUAAGGAUAAUUAAUCCUCAUUGAGUGGCAAUUAUUUUUUCAUCAUACGAAAAAAAAACAUUUCGUUUGAUACCGGCUGAUUUAAAAAAAUAUAUAUUGAUAAUUCCGUUUUUCAAAUCAGCUUAAUUAAUUGAUGAGGAUUUUCUAUAAAAUUUAUUGUAAUAUUUUACAGUUUCAACCAUAUAUUUCAAAAAUCACGCAGUUGGAUAUCCUUUAGUUCAUUAAUGAACUAACAGAAUGAGUAAUUUUUAAAGAAAAUAAACAGUUUCUUUUCAUUUCGUGUCCGCGAAUGAUUAAAACUCUAUAGUAAACGUUUUGUAGAAACCGUAACCUGUUCACGGUUCUUUCGAAGUGAUCUUAGUGAUAUUUAUUUAUUAAUUAAAGAUAUGUAGUAGAUUUUUUUACCAUUCAGAAUUCAGAAUAAUCUUCAUUGUGAAGCAAUAAAAUAAAUAUAAUUUUGUCUAUUUUCCAAUACAGCUCAAUCGUAUAUAACUACCAGUUAAUUUUUUUUAUUGGCAUAUUCUUUGCAACGGAGUUCAACUCGUAGCAUGUAAUUAGAUAUUCAGAUUAUAAAAAAAAUAUAUAAUUUUACUGUUCCCCUCUUAUUAAUAAAAAAAUAAUCGAAAUCAAACAUUGAAUAGGAAAUAUUGGAUUUUGUUAAUAAUAAGAGGGACAGACAAAUGAGAUUAGGUAAUUGACAAUUUAUUUAAACAUUUUUAUAAAAGGACUUAUGGAACUUAAUUAUAAUGUUUUGAACUUGGACUGAAUAAUAAAUAUUCACAUACAUGUCGCUAAAUAUUUUAAGACACGUUUUUUUAUAAUUCAGGAUUUUCGUAAUAAUCUCUAAAAAAUCGGCUCAUUGGAAAUUUGUCUCGUUAGUAAAUCUGAAAAAUUAUUUGUAAUACUUUCUCUUGAAAUCCGUAAACUACGAGUAUAUGAAUUUUCAGAAAAAUGGCGAGGAUAUUUUGCGUUUGUGUGAAACUGACCUUUACACCUUGGUGUCAGAGUUUAUAAACCAAAUCUCAAAAAAAAUGUUCACUUUGCGCGAUUUAUUUAUCGAUAGUUAACAGAUUUUUUAUCGCCAAUUUACAAUGAUUGAUCAUAGAUAGAAUACAUAUUAUCAGUUAAAAAUGUUCAAAAAAAUCGACACUAACAACCAAUGCAAUUAUUUCUAAAUAGUAUGAUCAAUAUGGUUUGCUGAUACUGUGGUCCGCAGAGUAUAAAUGUGUAGAUUAAAAGUUUGCUCAAGUCAAUUAAUGAUGAAGCAAUAGAAAACAUUCGCAAUAUUUGCAUUUUGUUAGACUGAAUCCUGUAUUUAUUUGAGUAAUAAUUGCGUCAGAGGCCAGUGAGAAAUUCGAAAUUUGAAAUUUGAAUGUUUAUUUUUUGGAGCGAACCUGCACAUUUUGUUUUAUUAUUUUUAUUAGCGGACAUUUUGGCUCUGUACUUGAAAUUGCUGUUACAAGAAAUAUGAUAAAUAAAUUUGAUAUGAAGCGCCAACAUUUUUUUUUUCACUUUAGAAUUUCCCAUUUGCGCCUGCCGCAGAAACAUGAAUGAAAUAAUUUGAACACGAUUCCGUACCAAUGACCAAUGUAGUUAUAUGGGCAUUAAAUACAUACGUAUGCACAAAAUUUAACUUUUGAACUAGAUAAAUAUUCCAUUCAUAUUUUUUUUUUCACUGUAAAAUAUUUAAAAGAGAUCUAUAGGGAUUUUUUUUUUAUUAUUUGAAUAUUUUAAUUUUUUUGCUCGUCUCUAAUUUGUGUUGUAAUCUAAAGUUAUCAAUAAUCAAAAUCGAAGUUUGACUUAAAUCAAUUUAUAUUGAUUUUGUGAAUCUUGUGAUGUGAUCGUUCAAUAAUUUAUUUUGACUCAUUUUUUAUUUUAAUUUAAUAUUUUUAUUUAUAAUAUAAUGUAUCUAUUGUAAUAUUGUGUAACAGAUCUCGUAACGGCAUGUUCAGUUCAGGCAUCGGACAUGUUUUAAAGUGUAUCAUAAUAAUUUGGAUUAUGUGAGACAUAUCUACGAAUGGAGUAUGUAGGUAGAAUGUGUAAAGUGUAUAGUGUAGUUGAUGUAUAUGAACAGAUAAUGCCGGCCUAUUGCAACAACACUGUGUACUAAUUUGUUGGUGUUCCUUAAUAUAGUUGUUGCAAAUAUAUUAUGAUUUGAAGUCCAAAUAUGGAAUCCGCAAAAAUAAUUCGACCAUUACCUUUUCUUUUUAAUGUAUUUAUUGUAAUUAGAGACAUUUUGUUUAAUUUUGUAAUAUAGACACAAUUUCUAGACAAAUAUUUGGACUGCUUUAUUAUCUGUUAAAUGUUGUUUUACGUUAGCUUUGUGGUAAGUUCAAUGUUGUCUUAUUGUUUGAUAAGAAACAUGUUAUUGAUAUAUGUAGGUUAUAUGAUAAAAUUACGGCUUUUUAAAUUAUUAAUUCAAUAAAAAUGUUAUGGGAACAUUUCGUGUAAGCCUGUAUAGUUGAUGCCAAGUUAUAUUUUCAAUCAUCAAUUUCAUAAUUGUCGUAAGUUUAUUGUCAAACAAUGAGAGAAUCUAUAUAUUUUCGUUUUGGAAAAGUUUUCACUGAAGCGGAGACUAUGGGAAUCGUCGACUGGACUGUAUAUUAUGUCUUACACACCAUCGCCCACAUUCAUAUUUGUUUUAAAUGUAUACAAGCACAUUGCAAAGAAUUACGUAAUUUGUAAUCAUAAAAUAAUAUCAUUCAUCAUUUAAAAAGAUACUGAUUUUAAAUAAAAAAUACUUGCCAGGGCUGUUUAAGUUCGUUUAAGUCCCUAAACAAGCGGGAUACCCAUUUCAAGUUGGUUGGUCAACAACUAAAGAAGAAAAAUACAAAUCGAUAAGUAAUAAACACAUAUUCGGGAUUCAACAUAACUUGAUCAUUCGACGAUUCUCUUAAACUUUGCUAGUGGAAAUUGAGCUUAUAUUUGAAAUUCUGCACCUGUUAAUAAAGCAUUUGAGAUUAAUUUUAUUCUUGGUUUGGUGUUAGCAUUAAUUACCACAAUUUUACGAAAAUCACUAAUCAAUUCGUACUAAAAUGUCCUACGUCGACUAGACGGUAGAAAAACAAUUAAAAAUUAAAUUAUCUGUAAAUUAUGUAUAUAAUAGUCAUAGAGGGUAACCAUAGCUAUAGUUUUUUGUGUAGUAUAGGUUAUAUUGUUAUUUUAACUUAAAAUUGUGUGCGUGCGUCCGUUGAAUGUGUUAUGUUAAUAUUUAUGUACGUAUAUUUUGUCUACAUGCGUUUAGAUACUUUGUGAUUUUCAUAUACAUCUAUACUUAUCUUACCUACGUAUACUCAGACUUUACACUCUUUAGUUCUUACCUACCUCACUUAUCCAAAAUUCUUAUAUCUUAUAUUCUGUAAUUUUUAAUCUAAUGGUAUCAUAAAUUAUUAAAACUAUUAUACUACCUACCAAGUUUUUUGCAUAAUAUUGCUCCUAACAAUUAAAAUAAUAUUUUAUAAUCGACUCACGACAUUACUAUUAUUGUCAUGUACUUACUUCGAUAAAUCAUUGAUAUUAUGCCAAUCUUUUAAUACAAUUAACUAACACAGUAGCCAUAAUUGAUUUUAUUUUUGACGCAUUAAUUAUCAUGCUCUCACUGCCUUUUCAGGAAAAGUGCUGUGAUAGUAACUUUUAAAUAAAUUUGCAAUGCAGCCUAAUAUUUAAAUGAGGGACAGGGUAAAAUUCAAGCAUUUUUAAACAUAGCCCUUAUUGUUUCAAAAAUGCCUUAAUUUUUCCAAGUAGAUAAACUUGUUUUAAUUUUACCCUGUAGGUCAUUAUCUACAUAUGCUGUUAUUACAAUAGAAAGUAAAUGAUUCCACAAUAGGCUCCCGUUUAUACUUACAUAAAUAUAUAAGAUGUAUUCCAUUUUAAAGCAUGCGCAUAUUCAGGGAUGGUCUCGAAAUAGAAUGCGAAAAAAUUUGUAUACAUUUUACACGAUAUUUUAGAUUUUAGUAAUUCGUGUAACUGUAAGGAAUAAUUGGUUAUUCACUAUAAGACAACAAGAUACAGACCACGCGCAUGGUCAAUAGGUUAAAAUAGAAAAAAAAAAAAAUUUUGUCAUUUACCAUGUGACCACUCCGUUGUUUUUUUUUAUAUUAACAUUACUCUUUGUUUUUGAACGUUUAAUAUGUACUAGUUGGCCACUGUACUCAUAAACACUGGUGUGGUCAAAUGGUGAACGGAAAAAAAUCUUUUCGUUAUUAGUUAACCAACAGACCAUACGCGUAGGCACAACCCGUGUAAGCACUUGGUUGCGCAAGCUUUAUUUUAAAAUGUAGAAUGAAGCCUAAAAGAGAAAUAGACGAAUUAUUAUAUACAUUAUAACUAGGAAUGUGUAUCAGAAAGCUCAAUAAAUGGAUUGGCGUUUUUCAUAUAGAAGAUAUUUUUUGUAUAACCCUACUCUGAAUGCGGCAAGAUUGUCUUGUGUAUGAAAAAUGAAGAAUUGUUACUGCCUGUUAUAUUGUGUAAUUUAUGUAUGAAGUUGUAGGAUUUUAAAUAAUGUACAUUUUCAGUUAUUAAUAAAAUGUUUUCAAAGUU
Molecule: messenger RNA, 6741 nt
Organism: Plodia interpunctella (Indianmeal moth)
Lineage: Eukaryota; Metazoa; Arthropoda; Insecta; Lepidoptera; Pyralidae
Gene: alpha-Man-Ia
Product: alpha-Mannosidase class I a
Exons: 10
Coding region: 88-2067 (659 amino acids)
Biological process (GO): carbohydrate metabolic process; mannose trimming involved in glycoprotein ERAD pathway
Cellular component (GO): Golgi membrane; endoplasmic reticulum
Molecular function (GO): mannosyl-oligosaccharide 1,2-alpha-mannosidase activity; calcium ion binding
Source: RefSeq, a predicted model, not a curated record